Molecule: messenger RNA, 1368 nt
Organism: Solanum lycopersicum (tomato)
Lineage: Eukaryota; Viridiplantae; Streptophyta; Magnoliopsida; Solanales; Solanaceae
Product: basic leucine zipper 23-like
Biological process (GO): regulation of transcription by RNA polymerase II; DNA-templated transcription
Molecular function (GO): DNA-binding transcription factor activity, RNA polymerase II-specific; RNA polymerase II cis-regulatory region sequence-specific DNA binding
Source: RefSeq, a predicted model, not a curated record
AAUCAAAGAAAUAACAUAUUUUGAUAUUUAAUUUCUUUUUUUUUUUAAAAAAAAAAACAGAAUAUCAAUUUCCUUAAUUUUUCUUAGUAUCAAUUCGGACUCCAUAAACAUAGUAAGUACCGACUCCUGCCCUGUCCUGUGUGAUUUUUGUAAUCUCUGAUAUACUCUUUUUCCGCCAUUGAAGUUGACGAACCAUCCCCUUUUUUCUCACCCUAAAAAAUCAGUCAGUACGAUUUCUCCCAAGCACAAGUCCUCCAUUGCUCGAUUUCUACAAUGGACGACAUGGAGCUAGAAUUCUCUAGCCAACAAGUGUUGUCAAGUUCUACUUUUGGUGAAAUUCCAGAAUCAAGCCCCAUGAACAAGCGUUUCAAUGAAAUUCUCACUGACGUGCAUGCUUGUAUUCAUGCCCACACUUGCAAUCCACCUGGUCCUGAUAACUCACACACACACACAUGUUACCAUGUUCACACCAAGGUUGUUACGCCCCCACGUGAUGAUACUACUGCAGAGUCGACAGCAGCAAAUGUAGGAAAGAAACGCUCAUUGAGUAAUAAGGAAGCAGUUCGCAAGUACUGUGAGAAGAAAAAGGCUCGGGUUGCAUCAUUAGAGGAAGAGGUGGUCAGGCUAAGGGAUAUAAAUCAGCAAUUGUUGAACAGGCUGCAGGGUCAAGCUGUCUUGGAGGCUGAGGUUUCCAGGCUCAAGUGCUUGCUUGUGGACAUCCGAGGAAGGAUUGCAGGUGAAAUUGGAUCAUUUCCGUAUCACAAGCCAAUGGAGGGUGCAGACGUAUAUCAGAACCUUCGUGGAACUUAUGUUAUGAACCCUUGCAACCUACAAUGUGAUGAUCAGGUUUAUUGCCUCCAACCGAACUCGGAGGAGUCAAAUGGACAAGGCCUUAAUAGUUGUGGAUUUGAGACUCUUCAGUGUUCGAGUAGUCAGGGACUUAAGGAGGUUCCUGGAUGUGCAUUGGGCUUUGGUACUCCUACAGCCAACGCUUCUCGUGGGAAUAAGAAAAAGAGAACAGGAGGGAAACGUGCACACAAUGGCAAGCCGGUGAACUGCUAGCUUCAGAAGGUGUCGGGUACAUUGUAUUAGGUUUCUACUCCGUCUUUUGGGAUUCUUUCCAGUAUCGGUCUCAUCAUUGCUGAGAUCAAUUUUGCAAUAUUUCCCAGCUCUGCUUCAAGCUGGCAGCCUAAGUUGUGUUUUGGAUUUUUCAGUUAUUUAUUAUUUAUAAUAUUCAAUUUGGCUAGUGGAUAUGCUUAAAUGGAUCGACAUCAACAUAGACAUAGUGAAAUUAUAUAGCGAACCUCAACUUGCUUGAUUGUGGUAUAAUUGUGUUGUUACAAUGGAUUUACCUCAACUUUCUUCUUG